GGAGGAAGGUACAAACGCCGACAGAGUUGCAGAGCACCGCCGAGAUCUCGCCGGUUCUAGCCUGCGAAAUUUGACAAGUGCUCAAUCAAUUAUGGCUUCCCCGAGUCCAGUAUUCGACAGAAAACGAUCAGCGGCACAUGACGGAGCUGCAAACAGCUCCGCCGUGAGACGGCGUCUUGCCCCUGGUCUUCUCCCCUUGUCCCCAUGCAAACCGGCCACUCCUUUACAAGAAUCGAACAUCCCCUGGCGCCAAAGGAAUCCUUUGUACAGUCACUCUGCUGCUGCCCCUACAGCUGCGUCUCAUCUCAAGGCGCCCUCUCCAAUUGCCAGUCGCCGUGAAACGCUCCCAUUGAGGGGCGGUGUGCGGUUGCUGAACGAGAAACCGACAUCCGCAGCAGCACGUACAAGAAGGGAGUCUGAUUGUGUUGCUGCUGUAGCGAACGUGGAUGAUGUCAAGGAGAACUCUGUUCCCCUUGCUUUGGGGGAGCAGAGGAAUGGUGGGGAAAAUCCCCCACCCUCAGCAGUAGCAAUGGUGGUCCGUCCAUGUAAGGAGGUGCGCACGGCUUCUUCGAGUGACUCGCUCGGACGCCAGGAUUCAUUAAUACUGACUUGUUCUUCCCCUUCCCAGUUGCGUGUGGCAAGCUGCACGAGCAGGAGUACGACGACCUCUGCGUUGUUGUCCCCUCCUCCUCACGCUCGCUCUGCAACACCUGUCAAGAGUCUCUUCUCACCCCCUCGGGGCCGACCUUCCAUCUCGAAGGCGGGAGGAUUUCAGUCUCCACCACGUUGGGUAUCAACAGGCAAGAGCCAGAGCGGCUCCUUACAGCAGCAGAGGCUGCAGACGACCACAACAAGGUGUCCGUCUCCCACUGUGACUUCUGAUGCCAGGAAGCAAUCCAGGACUCCACAGCCAAGGAGCAGUCUUUCUGGGCCCGGCCAUGUCCCGGCAUCUUUCCUCUCAAAGCCCUCAGAAGUGCUGAUAACAAGGUCAACGGUUGCUGACACUGAUCUGAGAAGAUCUGCCUCCGGAGCCUGUGCUGCUCUGAGUUCCCAGGCUGCAACUGAACCGGCUGCUGUGGCCGCUGCUGCUGCUUCUGUUCCAACUACUGUUCCAACUACUGUUCCAACUACUGUUGCAAGUGGGCAGGUUUCUGGAUCUAGUUCUUGUCAAGAAAAAGUGGUGGUGGCUGUCGACUUGAGAGACUCUGUGUGCUCUCUUGCUGCAGAAGCUGCAGAGAAGGUUGAAAAUGAGACAUGCAGCUCGAUCGAACCUGUGGUGAUGGAUGGUGAAAGUAACAAGAUGGAUGACGACGAGGGUGAGGAUGGGAAACCAGUUGCUGGAGUUGACUGUGAGUGCUCACCGGUCGUGUCUGCAAUCCAGGUGCCCAGUGCUAGUCGAAGUCAGAGCACGCCAGAUCUCUUGUUAGAUAAGGUUAUUAAUGCUGCAGUGCAAGAUAUCGCAGCGAAGAAUGAGGACAUCAGCAACUGGCUGAUGUCGGAGGAUGGAGGCGAAGAGAGUUACGAGGCGGCAUUGGAGAAAGAAGAAGGGCUAGUGGUGGAAGAGAGAGCCCAGAGCGGUGUGGUGGAUGAUGACGUAGAUGCUCCUCAGCCUAUCAAUGCUCCUCAGCCUAUCAGUGGACAGACGGAUGACCAUCCUACUGAGUGCUUUGUUGGGGAUGGGGCGGAGCAGUCAGAGAAUGUGGGGGAAGAGGAUUGCCAGGCGUUAGCGAAGGAGACGAGAGCAGGAGCGAAGGAGGGAGCUACACUGCUUGGGGAUGAUGCUGUGUUCCAUGGUGGGGAUGCUGCUGCUAUUCGUGUCAGUGAAUGCACUGAUGACCAUUGUUUCGAGGUCUUUGUCGGGGAAGGAGCGAAGGAUGCUUCCUUCUCCCAGGAUUCGGGGGAUGAUGAUGAUGAUGAUGCGCUUUCGAGCACGCAAUCGUCAGUGGGGGAGACUUGUAGCGACCCUCUGGUAGACUCGCGGGUGCAUGAAGAGGAAGGGGAAUGUACGAGUCUCGAGCAGGAAGAGAAGGUGGAGAAGGUGGUUCUGGAAACAGAGGGGCAGGGCGAGGUGAUGGUGGAUGAUGCUGAAGAUUGCCUCAGCGAAGCGGAAGAAGAUUGUUCUGAGAGUGAGCUGAGUCCUCGACAUUCUUUGGCAGCAGCUGUUCAAAUUGGACGAUGUCAAGGGACCCAACAACUGCAUGAACAGUCCUCCCGCCAUUCCAGUAUGGCUAAGAAGCUCAGGAGUAUAAUAGCUCGUGCUACUAGUGUCCUUGGUCUCACUGCGAUCAUUGUUCUCACUCUGCUGACCAGCAUGUUAGUCGAGGACAGAGGCCCACUCCAUGACCCCUCUUUGCCCGUCGUCGUUCCAGAGCCUCUUGGGACGACUGGAUUCGAUAUGAAAUCGGAUAUAGGUGGUGGUGGUGGUCGUCGUAAAGGUGGUAUUUUUGGAGAUGUGGAUGGCUAUUGGCAGUCUGAACUGCUGCCAAAGGCUUUCCGCUUGGAUCGGGACGCUGAACAUUGUCCUCUUGCGAUGCCAUCUUCUGUUGGUGAUGUGGCAGCAACAAGCGAGACGAAUGGACGCCGUAGUAUGUUUCCUAAGGUUGGCAGUUCUGUUGUUGUGACCUCAUUGAAUACCAUCAACAACCGUUGGCAGCUGAGGCAGGCGGUGGUGGAAUCUCCAGAUUCUGUUAGAGACUACUUCCGGGAAGGUGCCACUUGUCCAAUGCGGACUGGUUCCCGGGGGAGAACUCUUAUUGAUGCGAAAGACAAAGAGUCCAGUUGGAAAGGCACUGUAGGUGUUAAGCAGCCUGUGGAGUCUGCUAGGUACGGCGGCGGCACAUCCCAAGAGACGGAAAACACAAUCAUGAAGUCAUUGCCAGAAGGCUGUCAGGAGCUGACACAAUCUGACAGCAGUGGACUUGGUAGUGGGGUGAUUGACGCUGAGGUCAGUGACAGUAGCCUGGUGAUUGAUGCGGAUUCGGGUGCUCAAGUUCACGAUGAAGUCAGUCACACUGCAGCGGUUGUGACGCCUUCUGCGCCAGAGGACGUAGCUCUGCGAGAUGAAACGCCUAUAACAUCAUUUAUGACUUCUCGGAAUGGUGAGCACAUGGGUGCAGAAGGUGAAUCGUUGUCUUCUCAUGAAGCAGCGCAAACAAGCCUCCUGGUUUAUCCCUUCGUCCAUGACCCCCCGAUUGCCUCUGAUAACGAGCAUAUGCGUGCAGAAGGGGAGUCUCGGUCUUCUCGUAUCCUCCCACAUUGGUCUGUUGAUGGUAUCGCUGGUCGCGAUGAAAUCGGUCUCAAUGGUGCCUCUGGGGAUUUGCCUCCUGAAAGGGACUCCUUGGCUGUUGAAUGUGGCACUCCGGACGUGCUUGAUCAUGGCGAUGUCUCUUCGGAUAUAUGGGGGGAUGCUGCACAAGAACAGAAAGAUUUGGAUGUCUUGCACCUGGAGGAACGAGUUGUUGCUUCUGUGGAGGGGUGGUGGGAUGUGGAGAGCAGAACGCCUCCUCUGCAUAAUGAAGCUUGGCCCGUUGCAACGACUGAGGGAUUUCCGUUGACUGAUGACAAUGGCGGUGAUGUUCGUAAUCAAGUGCAGAGCCCUGCUGUAUCUGUUUCUCCUGAUCCUGGUGCUCUUGAAGCCGAUUUUGAUGCACUGCCAGAGAUUGAUUCGGGCAGUGGAGGUGGUCAUCAAGCUGAUUAUUUGUAUGACGGUGCUGGAUUGCAAGUGAGGUUACUUCCUUCGAUGGACCACGAUAGUAUGGGUGAUGAGCUGGAGAGGGGUUCUCCUAUAGAAGCUGUUCCGACGACUCUUGAGAUGGAGCUGGGUUUGGGGGAGGAUCUUGAUCUGCAACGAGAGAUGUCUGCCGAUGGGAUGCCAGGCUUGAUGAUUACAAGGCACGAAGCGGAAUUGGGAAGUGCAAUGGAAGAACAUGCAAGGCCUGAUAAUGCAGUCAACCUCAGCGAUGAUGAGGUAGACAACGACAGCACGGAUGAAGGGGUUGUUGUCUAUGGGUGCGAUUCCCCGGAUAGUGGUGAGGACACCACUGAGAUUGUUGGCAGUGGUGCGCGUUGGGCUACAAGUGAACGAUCUGUGGGCUUGAUGUGGUUGGCGGAGGAAAGCGAAUUUGUCAGCAAGUUGGGUAUCGCUGAUCUUGAGAAGUUUGGAUGGAUGGUUGAUACUGUGGAGUUUGUUGAGAAUGAUUAUUAUUUGGUAAGUGGAACCGAGACAUUGGGAGAAAGGGAUCCUGCAGGUCACUGGAUGGAGACCUUCGUCGGAGAGGCCGGAGAGGGGGUCCUUGGCGAUGAAAGGGAAGUUGAAGAAGCGCAGAAGGUGGCGGAGGACCGUCCAUGGGUUUCGCUUUUGUCGUCGCUGAUAACCAUCACAUCGUCGAUUGUAUUUUCUGCAUGGUCGACUCUAAUCAGAAGGGGAAGGGUGAGUGCUCCCCACAUUGGCAAGAGAGAACGGAAGCAUGCAGUCAAGCUGACCAAUGAGGAGCGGCAGGGCGAUGGAAGUACGGCGAGCUCACUCCAACUUGGUGAGAGAGAGCGGAAGCACGCAAUGAAUUUUGCCUAUGAGGUGAACGGCAAUGCACGUAACGACGUCCCCUCAACGCCUAGACGAGGAACGGUCUCUCACCACCAGGCGCCCUUGUCGCCAACCGUAUCGUGGGUUGUGGCCAGUGGUGGCAACCAUCACCACAAUGCGGACUCGGCAGUGAAAUCAAAACCGUUUAUUCCAGUCGGGAAUGAUGUCGUCGUUCCAAGCUCCAUGGAUGAUGCACAAAGGGUCUAUGGCAGAUUUACAGCUUACAAACCAAUUGCCUUCAAGGAGGGGUCACCCGUGGUUCUAACACCCGUGCAGCGAUCGCGGAGACUCAACCGGAUGACCGAUCAGCCUGCCAGCAGCAGACAUGACUCGAUGACUUCGUCCUACAGGAAUCCAACUCCCAGCCCAGCAAAGCGGUUUGCCAUCUCCCCUCUCUGAUGCACUCUCUCUCGUGGGCGGUUAAUGGCAUGUCAAUAAUAGUGUGGGAAAAGGAACCAACCGAUC
Messenger RNA from Chara braunii, 5047 nucleotides. Lineage: Eukaryota; Viridiplantae; Streptophyta; Charophyceae; Charales; Characeae. The record is from the annotation of a GenBank genome assembly.